Molecule: messenger RNA, 11662 nt
Organism: Porites evermanni
Lineage: Eukaryota; Metazoa; Cnidaria; Anthozoa; Scleractinia; Poritidae
Source: the annotation of a GenBank genome assembly
AUGGAGGAUAAUGGGACGAUGAACAUCUCCGCUUCCUCCGCUUCUUCUCCCGCCGACGAUGAACAUAUCGGAAAACCAAUCUACUAUACACGGCUUUCUUGUUACGUGAUAAUCUUCAUCGUUGGUGUUAUUGGUAAUACCUUGGUCUGCCUCGUGGUUUGCCGGCAAAGAAAAAUGAAGAACGUUACAAAUUAUUUUAUAUUCAAUUUGGCCGUGACUGAUCUAUCAGUGCUUCUGAUUUGUAUUCCAUUCGAUUUUGGAGAGAUUGUAACGGAGACAUUUCCCUACGGCGCGUUUAUGUGCAGACUUAUUUAUCCUCUUCAAACUCUCGCUACAACUGCGUCGGUUGGAACGCUAGUUGCAAUAAGUCUUAAUAGGUGAGUCCUUUUGCAGUUUCCUUGUCUUUCGAUAAUCAUACUUGUAUGGUGUUUAUAGGUUUAUUGGCAACUGGGCUGUUAAAUACAGUCCCCUGCAGCCGAGCUCAGUGGUACAGCUCCUGGACAAGAAACCACAAGGUCUUUGGUUCAAUCCACAUCCUAUUUCGGUGUACUCGGUAUUUUUUCUUCCGAGCCGCCUGUGUCACUGACUUAAAAAAACUGAUAUCUUUCUAAAGUCUAAUGAUUUUUUAAAAACUCCACAACCGUUACCGACGAGUGUUUUUUUUCUUCCUUCCUAUGGAUUUCUAAUUUUCUCGAUAGAAGUGCAAAUAUGUUUACCUUUAAUUAAAAUUACAUAUAAAGAAGAAGCAAGCCAUUCGUGCAACUAUGUUAGAAAAUGGGUAGUUUUUAUUUUAUUUUUUUAUAAAAAAAUAUUUAAGAAGAUUUGUACAAAACAAAUGAAGCUCCUCUUGAAUGUAAGGCCAAAAGGCAAAGAUCUUAAUCUCGUUUACAGUCUUUACAUGUAUUUUAACAAUGAUUUUGUUCCUCUGCUAAAAGCUUUCUUGCGUCAUGAUCAGUGCCCACUUUCGUCACCGAGGUGGAGUUCAGCCUUUGUGCUCAACAACAGAUCCCACUGAAAUUAAAUAGAUAUAUUUUUUUCUUUGCUAUAGUUUUGUUUCUUAGCUUUUCAACUUUAUAUCUGGCUAAAAAAAACCAUCUACAACCAAAUAAGAUUUGGCUAAAAAAAAAACCGAGUUAUCAUAAGAACGACGUGCUUGGUUUUGGGGUCAGAUAUUGUAUUCAUAGAGACUUUACAAUUGUAUCCAGGUUUUUUUGCUUUUUAUAAACUAGACACGGCAAUUAAUCAAAGACAAAUUUCUAAGUGAAAAGCGUUAUUCACCUCAACCUUGUUAGCUGUCUUUCACAAUAGCAAUUAAGACCAAGGCACGAAAAUGGGUCAUUUGAAAAGGGGUCAUUAAGGGCUUUUGUGACAAAAGAAAAUAUUAUUUUUUUCAUUAAAACUGGUGCAAUACAAUAACUCGUAAGCGAGGUUAAGGAGAACUAUUAGUCAAAAUGAUUUGGGAAUUAUUAUUAUGAUUAUUAUUAUCAUUGUUGACUUUUUUUUCCUUCCUUCAAGAAAGGAAGGGAUUUUGUCUCUGACUUUUGCAUAUAACAAGGAGCUCAGAGAGUUUCUUAAGCUUUAUUGCUGUCUUUAUCUGAUUACAUAACUGUUGCUGAAGUUUUGUGCUUAAAAAGCGUUUCAAAUCAUUACAAACCAUAUAAUUACCGUGUUUUUUUCCUCCGAGCGGAUUUCCGAACCUGAUAAGCACUUUUCUUAUAGAUGAUAUAGUUUCGAGAUAGUUUGCUGACUUGAGGCGAAAUCUUGGAUGGGUAUCGAAAGAGUCAAAUGCAGGUGGUUUUUGCGUAUCAGCACCCCAGUUUCAAAGCAAUCGUAAACAAAAUGAUCCGGCGUACACUAGUUCUCUGGUUUUGACGCUACACUGGAAAAUGAUCUUGGAGAGUUUUAGAAACGUCGUCAUGUUUUCCAACGUUUUCAAAAAUUUCUUAAAAUGUUUUCAAGCGAAAUUAUACCGCGUUUUUUUUAAUAGCCAAAGAGUUUUAUUUUAGUGGUAGAAUUCUGGAGAAGUAAAUUCUAUCCUCAAAAUUAACGAGAUGAUUUUUUCAGCAUGGACCAAAGAUCCAAUUUGGCCUUUUGCAUGAGCGAUCGGAUACCUCUAUAGAUAUAGAUUUCAUAUAGCUUUUUUUCUGGCUAUGAUCGAUACUAUCGUAGCUUUAUCAUCUCGAUAAGCACUUUGCCAAAGACAAAAAAUAUGACUUUUUGUUAACCUGCUUGAUAACAACUUCCAUCUUCUUAGUAAGCAUUAGUAAGGCGGUAUUAAGGUUGUGAUUUCGGAAUCUCUUGUAGAAAAUACAAUCGGUUCUAAUUUGUGGGAAGGUUUUUGAAAACUCGAGGGUUAAAUUGCAGUGUUUGAUUGCGGAAGGUUCAAAUUAUUGGGAGGGUAAGGAAGCCGGGGGUUAAAGCUCUUCUGUAAUGGAUUUCCUUUGCUAUGCUCAGUUGUGAUUGGCUAAACAAUCGAGCGUCACUUUCUCGACCAAUCAGAGAUACCGAAAAUCUGCCAAUGAAACUGGGAUGUGGUUGCACGCGUUUUCCUGCGCUCUUCGAGUGGAUUUCCGUUGCUAUGCUCAGUUGUGAUUGGCUAAACAAUCGAGCAUCACUUUCUCGACCACAUAGUCAGUAAUUUUCAAGGAGUUAUAAUAACUCCUCUAGUGGGUUAAUUUAACUCCUUACAGUGGAGUUAUUUUUGGGAGAGUUAUUUUAACUCCAAAAAGGAGUUUAAAGAACUCUUUUUCGGGAGUAAAAGUGCCCCCAGAUAUUGAGGAGUUAAAAUAACCCCAAAAAAGGAGUUAUCUUGUACCUAAAAUUUUUACUCCACUUUCAGAGUUAAAUUAACUCCAAGAAGAGUAAAAACAACCCGUGUAAGGAGUAAAAAUAACCCCAUUUCGGAGUUAUUUUAACUCCAAACUGGGAGUAAAAAGAACUCUUUUUCAGGAUUAAAAAUGAGCCCAAAUUCGGAGUUAAAUUAGGAGUUAAAGUAACCGACAAAAAGGGGUUAUCCUGUCCCUACAAUUUUUACUCCAUUUUUGGAGUUAUAAUUACUCCCUAAAAAUUACGGUGCAAUCAGAAGUAAUCAGAAAUCUGACAAUGAAACUGAGAUGUAGUUGCACGAGUUUUCCAGCGCUCUGCCGCAGCUGGCUUUAUUUGAUUUGAGCCGUAAUUGGUUCAAUGGAUUCUUAGCCGCUGUUGUGAUUGACCAGAUAUAUAUAUAUGCUUUUAGUAUUUCAACGUACAACAGGCGGACCACUCUGCUAUAACAGCUAGAUAAACUGCUCCAUAGCCACAGUAAAUUUCGGUCACAAACUUUUCUGACAUUUUACACUAAUCUUCCAGACUCAGGUACUAAGAUAAACAGAUGUGUAAAUACACUUAAAAAUUAUUUAACAGCUCAUUUACGGCUGAUGUUCAGUACAGUUUCAAAGCAAAACAUCACAGGCCACCCUCGGGUAAACAAAACAAAUUAAAUCAUUUUACUGAUGAAGGGAAUUUGUUUAAAAUUCUGGCCCCAGUUGUUCAAAAGCUGGAUAGCGCGGAUGAAUCUCUACCCAGUGGAUAGUGGAAUUAGUUUCCUUAAUACUUAUCCGCUGGAUAGAGAUUUAUCCGAUGGAUAGCGCUAUCCACCUUUUGAACAACUGGGUACAGGACUCUUUACUUAGUGACCAAAGUCGAGAAAAAAAUUUGAGGUCAAACCUGGUACUCGAACUCGGGAUCUCUCGUCCCGAUCAGACGUGGGGACAUCUCAUGCACAAAUGCUACGCACUACGCUCUUUUUUUAAUAGAACUUUCAGUCUGAAUCGGAACAUGCAAAGGACACACCCGAGGCUCAGAAAAGAGAUGGUUUUUUUUUCACUGCUUUUACUUUCCUAAAUCAAGAAAAACUCAAUCACAUAAUGUCCUACAUGGAAUCACGGUGCAUGUAAAAAUGUUGUUCUUUCAACACAUUCCUAUUGUGUAUGGUCAAUAAUACACUUGGAUUGUACUUGUACAAUUCAUUAAUGUGAAAACUAUAAUCAUUGCCUCAUCUUGGUUAUAAGUAGCUUAAAAGUUAUCAGAUUUCCGUUAUUGAAAUUCAAGAACAUCCCUAAGAACAUUUCCAGGCUGAAAUUUUCAGAAAAUAAGAACGGUCCAUGCAGGCUCAACUCGAAAACCGAACGUUCUUCUAAAACAAAAAUAGUGUAUCCAGCAAUGUCAGUUUGCACUCAACAAACCACAUGACACUAAGCUUGAAUCUCUCUCUCUUGAUGUGUUGCAGGUUUAUGGCAGUAGUGUACCCCUUACGUCCUCAACUAACAACACGCGAUGCCAAAAAGGUGAUCGGUGUGAUCUGGCUGUUUGCACUAGCUCUCGUGUCACCAUACAUCGCUGUAUUGGAGUUAAAUAAGAAAAACGAGUGUAUUGAAACAUUUGAAGAUAAAGGACUUAAAGCUGGAGCCUAUACAAUUUCUAUUUUUCUUCUUCAGUACGUGGUGCCGUUAUCAGUUAUUGGAUUGUCGUACAUAAGGUGAGUAAACUGGUGUUUAUUUUUUGUUUACUGAGUAGUUUUAAAGGAAGAAUGGCUAGUUUAAGUAGAGCCUUGUGAAACUUGAAUAAUAAUAGACCUUUCCAUCAUUCCUGUAAACAAAGGCACUAAGUCGAGGCUUGGGUGGACAAAAUAUAGUGAUUUCUAUGGAACUGUAUGUUUAACGGUAGAUAUAGGCAUAUUUUUAUCCCCUAAAAAUUUUUCAUCUGUUCGGAUUUCCUAGCUGAAAGUCUAGUGAUCCGAAAAUUAUAGGGAUCAAAACCUACCUUCUCGAAAAUUCCAGCCAGAAAAAAGGCUCCCGAAAAUUCUAGGUGACCUUUUUAGGGUAAAAAUCCGUUAAAAAUAGGCAAUUAGACCAUUGUUUACAUGUUCGAAAAUCCUAGGAGAGGCAGGCAAGCAAGAAAUUUUGCAACAACUGUUCCGAAAAUUCUAGAUCUCAAAUCGUCUUCCGAACAGGUAUUUUCCGAAAAUUGUCGUUGGGUGCCCCUGUUCUUUCAACACAUUCCUAUUGUGUAUGGUCAAUAAUACACUUAGAUUGUACUUGUACAAUUCAUUAAUGUGAAAACUAUAAUCAUUGUCUUAUCUUGGCUAUAUGUAGCUUAAAAGUUAUCAGAUUUCUGUUAUUGAAAUUUAAGAACAUCCGUAAGAACAUUUCCAGGCUGAAAUUUUCAGAAAAUAAGAGCGGUCCAUGCAGGCUCAACUAGAAAACCGAACGUUCUUCUAAAACAAAAAUAGUGUACAUGUAUCCAGCAAUGUCAGUUUGUACUCAACAAACCACAUGACACUAAGCUUGAAUCUCUCUCUCUUGAUGUUUUGUAGGUUUAUGGCAGUAGUGUACCCCUUACGUCCUCAACUAACAACACGCGAUGCCAAAAAGGUGAUCGGUGUGAUCUGGCUGUUUGCACUAGCUCUCGUGUCACCAUACAUCGCUGUAUUAGAGUUAAAUAAGAAAAACGUGUGUAUUGAAACAUUUGAAGAUAAAGGACUUAAAGCUGGAGCCUAUACAAUUUCUAUUUUUCUUCUUCAGUAUGUGGUACCUUUAUCAGUUAUUGGAUUGUCGUACAUAAGGUGAGUAAACUGGUGUUUAUUUUUUGUUUACUGAGUAGUUUUAAAGGGAGAAUGGCUAGUUUAAGUAGAGCCUUGUGAAACUUGAAUAAUAAUAGACCUUUCCAUCAUUCCUGUAAACAAAGGCACUAAGUCGAGGCUUGGGUGGACAAAAUAUAGUGAUUUCUAUGGAACUGUAUGUUUGCUCAUUGGAGCGGAAUGCAGGAAAGGUCUAUAAACUUGGUUAACUGUUAAUAACAAAAACACAUUUAAGCCUUUGGGGGGCUGAUAAGGUUACUUCCUAUUUUGACAGGAAACACCUCCUGAACUAACGAAGACUCACUUCGAAUACAAUGAGACAUACAUCUCGUCGCUGAUAGAGAAGUCGCGCGUCGUGCACAGGAAAACCUAGCCUGGGACCAUGGUACUUGGUAGAGAAAAAAGGCGAAUAACGGGGAGCAAAAACGCAAGCCGAGGGACUGAGGAGGGAGAAGCCCUCUUUCUUCGCGCUCGCCCCCGCCCUCGCCCUUUUUCAGUUCCACACUAAGGAGCCAGGUCGCAGGCUAAGGAUCGAAAACCCCAUUUUUGUUGACCUAGGAGCCCAUAACCCGGAGCUAACAACUUACAUAUAUACCCGUGUCACGGCGUUUUCACUGCCAGUUUAUUUUUAGAACGAUUUUGGCGCCCAUUUGGAAUAUUUUUCAGGUCCCACAAAACCAAAACUCCUGAAAAUGGCAUUUUUGACCUUUUAAUGACGUUCAGUUUCAUUUGUUGCAUCUUAUUCCAUCCUAUGCCUGACAUCGGUCACAUUACUGUUGGUUCUGAGUGCAUUGCACCUCGUGACUCUGUUCGUAAUUUAGGGGUUCAGUUUGAUAGCAUAUUUAGUUUUGAGGAGCACAUUAAGAACAUUUGUAAAUCAUCAUUCUAUCAUUUGAGAAAUAUUGCUAAAAUCCGCAAGUACUUAAGCCAAGAUACAUGUGAAAUCUUAGUCCAUGCAUUUAUUAGUUCGAAACUUGAUCACUGUAAUUCCUUAUUACAUGGCCUUCCUAAGUAUCUGUUAGCUAGACUACAGGCAGUUCAGAAUGCUGCAGCUCGUGUUGUCACACUGACACCGAAGCAUGUUCAUAUAACUCCUAUUUUAAUUAAUCUUCAUUGGUUACCAGUUGAGUUUAGAAUAACUUUUAAAGUCCUUUUAUUGGUAUACAAGGCCCUUCAUGGCCUUGCACCUUCUUAUAUUUCUGACCUUUUGAAUUUUAAAACAUACUCUAGGUCAUUGCGUUCUUCAUGUAAAGAAUAUUUAGUGGUUCCAAGAAGCAGAUUGAAAACAUAUGGAGACAGAGCUUUCUCUAUUGCAGGACCUAAAUUGUGGAACGAUUUACCUCUAGAGAUUAGGAAAUGUGCUUCAGUGGCAACUUUUAAGCAAUCCCUUAAAACUUUUUUAUUUAAGUUAGCAUAUAGGUUAUGAGAUUCCUUUUGUUUUAAGAUGUUUUUGAUUUAUAUAGUAGAUAACUUAGGCUAUAUUUGAAUUAUAUUGUAUAUUGUAGAUAUUUUAUAAUUUAGAUUUUUUUUUUUAUUCUUUUUUGUAAUUAGGUAGCGCUUUGGACAAUUAUUGGAUUUUAGCGCUAUAUAAAUAAAAUUAUUAUUAUUAUUAUUAUUAUUAUUAUUAUUAUUAUUAUUAUUAUUAUUAUUAUUAUAUUUAUAAUGAGCACAUGAACGGAGCGGAGCUUCCAUUUUCGAGGGAAAAAGUGUCCUAAAAUGUAGCUAGAAAUAAACCGGUCCCUGAAAACGCCGUGUGAUAGUCUCGAAGAGCUUGUUGGCAGGGUUAUAAUACAUUAUCGUUUAAACUGCUGUUAAAACAUGUUUGUCUUUACAGAAUUGGCAGAGAUCUGCGAAGAGACAGGGGUUCUUAUUCAAACGAUACUCUCCAACGAGACCAGGAGAGAGAGGCUCAUAAAGUUAUGAAAAUCCUAACAGUUGUUGUCAUAGUGUUCGCGCUUCUUAUGCUUCCUAACCACAUCUUCUUUCUCUGGUUUGAUUUUGGCGAUGGAGGUAAUAUACCGUUACAUAAAGUAACUUACAGAAAGCCCCUUGCAAACAAACGCAACAUUGUUUGCCAACAACUCAGUUUUGGAUGUUACAUGUUGCGUUCGUUUGCACACCCUUUUUCAUGUCGUUACAUGUUGCUGCGUGUUGUAUGGAGAUGUUGCGGAAAGUUUGUAGACUACAAGUAGUCCCCCAUUUUUCAUCACGGAUAGUAGAGCGAGCGAAACGCGCGCGCUCGCGUUUCGCACGCUCUACUAUCCCUGAGGAAAAGUAGGGGACUACUUGUAGUCUAGAAAGUUUGAAACCGGUCAAACAUUUCGAGCCAACUAAUCCCAACAUUUCUUUUGUUCCGUGAUCGCCGAAGCGUAGCGCAACAAUGUUGGAUCCAUUUGCACAGCUCUUCCAACAUUGUUGGGGCCUCACACGCGCAUUACACAUGGUUUACAAAGAUUGUAUCCUUCCCAUAAUGCACCGCAGGUCUCAACAUUGUUGGAAGUUGUUGCAUCCGUUUGCACGCCCGACUGCCAACACAGACGCAACAACUCCCAACAAUGUUGGCCCGACAAUGUUGGGAGUUGCUGCGUCCAUUUGCACUUAGCUUAAGGGUGUACGAGUUUCGUGGAUUAAAAGCUACACAUGUUAUCAAGGAUACGUUAAAACCGUGCAAAGGAAAGGGGCCCAGAUUCUUUAUUGCUCACUGCAUAAGAAGUCAGAGAAAUUUGAUUCUUGAUAGGAAAAAGUUAGGAAAAAUUUAUGUUCAUACUGCAACUGCUGACCCCAUUCGAGGAAAAAAAUUCUCUAUAUUUGAUUCUCCAAAUCCAGUUGAAUAUCUAUCCAUAAAAAAAGUAUUGAAAUCGCAAAUUAAGCGUUGACAGAAGCCGACAUUUCAUCCCGGUGGUAAUAAAAAAAGUUGAAGAAAGGGUGAAAUGUAAAGCCAGUAAAAUUCUGUUAGAGCCGGUCAGGGAAUAGUCAUCGAAGUUUUUUCUUUUCAGUGAGUAGCAACACUGCCUCUAGAAAGCCAAGAUUAGGAUGCUUUCUCCUUUGUCUAACGGCUAGCCUCCCACGCAGACGUUCUUGGGGGGUUCGUCACGCGUUCCUACCCCAGGAACGCGUGACGAACCUCUAAGAGCGUCUGCGUGGGAGGCUAUCUAACGGGAGACUAGAUGGUAAUAAUAAACAAUGAUUGGAUGAGGUUUUUGUGAUAUCCGCAAUAAUCAAGGUCGAGGUAAGUGUUAUCAGCCGAACCGAAGGCCAAGGCUCAUUACACUUACCGAGAUCUUGAUUAUUUGGGAUAACAAAAACAUCGAAUCUAAUUAUUCAAAGUGGACAGACCGCAAAUUAUAGUAGUUGCUAAAAAAUACAUCUACGUGUCGUAACUGUUCAUCAGUCGGAUGCCAAAAAUGUCUGCAAUUCCACAAUUGGUUUCGGCUCCAUUGAAUCCUAUACCGAUUGCAGAACAUUUUAGGAAGAGCCACCCACAAUGUGAGCACAGUCACGGAAACACAUAUAAUUGAGGAAAAUACCGCAAAGUUUUUUUUCCUUCAAAUUUUUUCAGGGCCACAAUUGAUUAACUAACUACCCGGACUCUGAAUUUCAUGGUCAUUGAAAAACUGUGACAUUAUCUUCUUUAAGCCCAAACUUGAGUAAACAUUGAAGAUUUUUAGCGUUUUGGCUGAGUUUGUGCUUUGGGAGUUGUCUAUUGUUUCUAGUCUGUCAUUAUACAGCAUUCUUCUUCAGCACGCGUGCAAUGACCGCGCUUGGCUGACUUCCGAAUUCGGAAGGAAAAAAAACUACGAAUUUUUAAGAAAAUGCUUUUUUCGUGAGAAGGACUCUUAAACGCUGACAAACGUCAACAAAUAGCGAAAACUAUAAUUUCUAUAUGUUUGCUUUGCUCGAAAUCGCGCGCAUUUACAAGGCCCUAAGGCGUUUUGCUAACUUGCAAGGCCCUAUCUGUUAUAACGAUGCCCAAAAUAAAGAGAUGAAUCUCAUAGUUUAUUAGAUAUAAUCCGUGUAAAGUUUGCUUAUCAUUUUCGCAUAAAUUAUGACCUAAAUUUGGAAACCGCUGAAUUUCUCGAAUUGGGUCUUUGCGAUUUUGGUGAAACUCUGUUCAGCGCAAGGCACUAAUGCGCACUAUGUGUAGCCGAGAGAUUUUCAAGAAAAAAUGCCGGCAACAGCAGAUUUUCGACUCAGACCUCAAAGGGGCGUGGCAUUAUAACCACGUGACAUUUACUCCGAUCGCCCAAAAUUUUAUGUUAUAUUGUAGAUUGAUCUAUAUGUUAUCCAUUCUACGUGUUAGACUUACGAUAAAAGUAAAGGUGGGGAUACCAGAGAGCUUCAAAGUAGGAUGGUACCCCCUCAAAAAAACUGGGUCGAGUCACCUUAAAUAUACAUUGUUUUGAAGAAAAUAGCGACAAAAACACCGUCGCAAGGAACACAGUUUGAUAUUGCUCUUGGAAAUCAUGCCUAAUUCGAACAUUAACUGUAGGUUUUUAGCCAAUGAGAACACUGAUAAUGAGUCUAAUGUAUAAUAAAUAAUUUCCUUUGCAGCUAGUAACAAGAACGCGGAUGGCAUCUUGGCAUUGUGUCAGAUAUGUGUGUAUGCAAACAGCGCCUCCAAUCCGCUCAUUUACAGCGCUGUAAACGAACAAUUUAGGGACGGUUUCAAGAAUUACUUCCGCUCCUGGAUAGACUGUGUUCUUAAGAUCAAAGGCAGUAGAAAAAAGGAUAACAUGAGGACAAAUAAACGGCGAACAAAAGCGAAGCCUGUUGGAGGAUGUUCGUUUUGUGGGCAAAGCGAUACUUCGUUGAACGGGACGCUUUUUAACAGUACCAACAACUCUUCACAAGCCAAUAAUAACAGUGAUCGGUCUGGAAUGUUACAAUGGGAGUCUUCCGUAACAACAGCGCAACAUUCUGAACAAUACGACGAAUUUUUAACAACUGUGUGACAGUAUGAUUCAUAAACAUGAAGGACCCCUGAGAAAGAGAUUUAAAACCUGGCCUUACAGGACAGUGUAAUAUAGUCGCAAGGGAUUCAACCAUUUACACUUUCAUACUAAAAACUAGCGGCAAAAAAAAUCAAGCUCUUUGUACAAUCUCAUUGGCAGUGUUCUCUUCUGUUCGUCCCCCCGGGGGCGGGAAUUGAUGGAAUAGUAGGAGAUAGCCCUGGGAGCAAGGUUGCGACAUUAAAAUGUUUCGUGUGUAUGUAUUGAACACUUUUUACCCUAUUUUGAUUUUACUGAAAGAUUGAUGGCAUUUAUUUUGAUAUUAUAUUACGUUUUGCUGUUAGCUUUCUUUUCCUCACACGGUUACAAUCCGGUAAAAGUCGCUGUGGAUCCAAUCACUAUGGUAAAAGUCACUGUAGUUAACAGUGAAAAAUAACUGAAGUUUUUUUACUUCCGCAGUUAAUAAAUCGCUUUUAUAUGAUAAAAUUGAUCAGGCAUGUGCAAAUACGGCCUCUGAUCAGGGGCACCCAACGAGAAUAUAGAAUAUAGUUCAAAACCACUUAAAUAUAGCAUUGUUAAACGUAUUUUAGUAUUUAAACGGUAGAUAUAGGCAUAUUUUUAUCCCCUAAAAAUUUUUCAUCUGUUCGGAUUUCCUAGCUGAAAGUCUAGUGAUCCGAAAACAAUAGGGAUCAAAACUUACUUUUUCGAAAAUUUCAGCCAGAAAAAAGGCUCCCGAAAAUUCUAGGUGACCUUUUUAAGGUAAAAAUCCGUUAAAAAUAGGCAAUUAUACCAUUUUUUACAUGUUCGAAAAUCCUAGGAGAGGCAGGCAAGCAAGAAAUUUUACAACAAAUGUUCCGAAAAUUCUAGAUCUCAAAUCGUCUUCCGAACAGAUAUUCUUCCGAAAAUUGUCGUUGGGUGCCCCUGUCUGAUCAAGUAGAAGUUGGGAGAAUCGCAUUUUUCAGAAGAUUCGUCACUCAAACUUUUCUCUAAUUAAUAUUUUCCCUGGCAUACAGUGGCUCGGUCUGCCUGUUCUAAGCGGGGGUAAACGCAUGCGCAAAAGAUGCCAAAAACUCUAGACCUACUUUCCACCCCCCAG